AUGUGUUUUGCAGCUUCAUUGCAAGGGACAAGAGCUUAUUGGAAAAGAUCUCGUAAGGAUCUCACUAUAAUGAUACACCAAUUGGGAGCACCUACAUUGUUCUUCACAUUAAGUGCAGCUGAUACCAAAUGGCCAGAGCUACAUAAAUUGUUUCCACCUAACUUGUCUCCAGAAUUCCAAUCCACAAAGAAGCAAUUUAUAGAAAACAUUAUCCACAAUCCACACGUUACAUCAUUGUUUUUGCAUUUUAGAUUCACAAUAUUCCAUGAGGAGAUUAUUGACAAGCUUUUGAGAGCUAAAUACCAUUGGUAUAGGUAUGAAUGGAAACAUCGUGGCUCCGCACAUAUGCAUGGCUUCUUGUGGUUACCAAAUGCACCUGAUAUGGACAAUUUAGACUUGUCUAACCAUGAUAAUGUGCAAUCAACUAAGUCCUUUUUUGAUAGGUAUGUUACAGCAUGGAAUCCUCGCAACCAAGUUGCCCAAGCCAAUAGACUACACACUGCUUCACUGUUUGAUCCACGCAUGGCUAAUACAAACCAAAUUCUAUAUACUAACCCUCUCUCUGAUUAUGAGGAACUCAUCAAUGUUGUUCAGCAACAUACAAAAUGCUCUACUCACACUUGCUUAAAAAAAAAAGGCUCAACCCUCCAUUGUCGCUAUAGAGCCCCUUGGCCUGAGCAAGAUUUUUCAACACUAAUUGUUGAUACUGACCACAACCCAUCUUAUGAACCAGCAAGAAAUGAUAGUCAUUUAAAUAUUCACAGCCCAAUCAUGCUUGCAAUAUGGCGUGCAAAUGUUGAUUGCCAGCCUAACAUUAGAAAUGCCAAUCCACUCCAAACAGAUUGGGAAGCUCUUAUGUCUCGAUCCUCUUCUAAACUUCCUGUUGAUCAUAACAAGCACUUUGACAAUUCAAUUCAUUUAUUUGCAAAAAAUGCAUCUGUCAAGCACCACAAUACUAAAAUGUUGAAACAAUUGCACUUGCCUAUUGCACGAUGUCUCGCCCAAGUUCCAAAGCAAAUGAACAUUGCAUAUGAUAAUGAUGAGCAACUCCCUUCAGAAUUACUCCUCUCCCUUAAUGAACAAGUAAUGUUAAUUUCUAAUCUAUGGAUACAAGUUGGUUUGGUCAAUGGAUCAUUAGGACAAAUCAAAUCCAUUGUCUAUGAUACAGAUUCUAAACCUCCUGACUUGCCAAAGUACGUGGUCGUUGAAUUCAAAAAUUAUUCUGGGCCUCAUUGGGACAAUGUAAAUCCAAAGUUUGUUCCUAUACCACCUAUCACUCAAGGCAGCCGCACUCAACUCCCCCUUGCAAUGGCUUGGGCUCUUACUAUUCCCAAAUCCCAAGGCCUCACUUUGGACAAAGCAACAGUCAACAUUGGAAAGGCUGAAAAAACAAGGGCUAACCUUCACUGCACUGUCAUGAGUGAAAUCUCUUCAUGA
Cryptomeria japonica (Japanese cedar) is the source of this 1437-nucleotide messenger RNA. RefSeq lists its product as uncharacterized. The record is from RefSeq and is a predicted model, not a curated record. NCBI's taxonomy places the organism in Eukaryota, Viridiplantae, Streptophyta, Pinopsida, Cupressales, Cupressaceae. The transcript has 2 exons. Bases 1 to 1437 code for a protein of 478 amino acids.